AUGACGGCCACCAGCCUGGUGAUGCAAAACCGCCGGGGCAAUGCCUCUGCCAAACGCCCGCUCCGUCUACCCAUCAUCGCCCCCAAGGAGGAAGUCCUGGAGGGCAAGUCUGAGAAGAGCCUGAUCGCGCCGCCGCGCAUCCGUCUCCCGCCGCGCUCCCGCACCGGCUGCUGGACAUGUCGGCAAUGUACCCGACUCGGCCAUAUUUGCGACUACCGGCCGCGCCUGGCCUUUCGCGACGACACCCCGCGCAUCAUGGGCCGCAUGGCCGAUGUGAAGACGGAGGGCAAUGUGGUGUGGGAUCUCUCAUCGCCCGGGUCCAGUGAAGAUCGGACCGGAACCGAUUACUUCUCUCUCGGAACGGCCUUGCCCGCCUUCUCACAGCUGACCUCAGACGAGGAUCGUGAAAAGAAGGCGGAAGCCUCCAGCCCCGGCACAUACCAUGUCGUCGUGGUCCCGGACAGCUUCUCCUCACUGCCAGAAUAUUCCGACGAGGUGUCGGAGAAGUUCAAGUCCACCGUCACAGAAUCGGUGUACUCGGCGACGAGUAGCCCCAUCAGCGGGGUCAGAUCCGAGAGCAAUGCCGGCGAUGACCCCAAUGUAGUGAUCCUAAAGACCUUUGAGGACGUCACCCGGCGCUCCUCCUCCACCGGCCGGAUCUCCCGUGUGUCCCCCACGUCGGAGAUUUCCGACCCCUUCUGCUCCCUCUCUCUAUCUCCCAUCCUGGAUUCGCUCCCCUCUCCAGUCAUCGUCGAAGAUGAUGCCUUGUCCUUCUUCGAUUCGCGCUUGGAUCACCAGGCGCAGCCGACUCAGGAUGCGACACUGUUUGCCCACUUCCGUCACGUUGUCUGGAAGCAGUUAUUUCCCCAUGACCGCGGGCUGGAAGACACGUACGGAUUUGAACGCAAUGGCAUGACGCUCAGUGUCGACUUCCUUGAGCGAGAAGCGUCUCAUUUCCCUCCGCUCUCCCAUGCCAUUAUGGCCGUCUCCGCUCUGAGUCUAUCGCAUAGCGGGACUGGGCAGAAUGUCGGUGCGCUGCAGUAUUACCAGCAGGCUUUCCCAUCCCUCCAGAGUAGCCUCCGUAACAACGACGAUCUCGUCUCGGAUGGACUUUUCCUGACCCACUUCUUGCUGCUGAUCUACGAGGUCGCCGCGGCCGAGCCCCACGGCUCCAACCUCUGGUCCCACCAUAUCACUCGGUUACUUCAUAUCUCCCUUCUCCGCCGGUCCCGGUUUGGCCGCGAACCGCAUCCCUUUAUUCUCUGGUGGAUCUGCCACAUCGACCUCUACGCUCUGCUCAGCGGCGCCGGGAACGGCGACUUCGUGCGGGCCAUCAUGGAUAACCAGAUGCUCCCCGGCUCGGACUGCCUCCUCUACCCCUCAAUGACGGAGGGUUACAGCAUGAUCUAUGCCGAUGAGCACGAUAGCUUACCCGCCAUUAUGCGCCUCUAUGCAGAGACAUUUUCCCUCGCGACACAGAUUGGGUUUCUGGGUUGCCAGCUUCGUCAAGAGAAGCAGACCCUUCCCUUUGCCGACUUCAAUCAGCGAUCCAAGGAGAUCGGUGAUUUGCGGCAGGCUUUGACUCGCCUGUGGGAGGCGUCGGAUGUGGCCUGGUGGAAUCAGCACCAGGAUAGCCUUCCACGGCGGUCACGGGAGAUUUUGCAGCAGUCGGCAACUCUGUUCCAUGUGAGCCAGCUGUUCUCCUAUAGCAGCAUGUGGCCCCGCCAGCGCCUUGAGUCGGAGUUCACCCCCGACGGCGAAAUCGACCACCAUGCGGCGGAGAUCCUGCGCAUCGCCGAGCAGACGACGCACACUCGUCGAGCCGACCGGCACUUUUUGGUGUUCCCGCUCUUCCUGGCCGGCGCCACCGCGUCGGCCAGCGGGCUCAAGAUGAUGGCCAUGGAAUUGAUGACUGGGAUGGAAGACGAGGAAGACGGGAUGGGUCGCAAUGCUGCGACCACCCGGGCUAUCCUGCAGACCGUCUACGAGAAACAGCUGGAGCGCCUGAUGCGCGUUGGCCAUACACUCGAUGUGGACUGGGCCGACCUGAUGGCCCAAGAAGGGCUGCAGAUGGUCAAUUUUGGAUUCUAG
Molecule: messenger RNA, 2091 nt
Organism: Penicillium canariense
Lineage: Eukaryota; Fungi; Ascomycota; Eurotiomycetes; Eurotiales; Aspergillaceae
Exons: 6
Coding region: 1-2091 (696 amino acids)
Biological process (GO): positive regulation of transcription by RNA polymerase II
Cellular component (GO): nucleus
Molecular function (GO): DNA-binding transcription factor activity; transcription cis-regulatory region binding
Source: RefSeq, a predicted model, not a curated record